AUGACAGACUCUCUAUUCGACGCUGGAGACUACAAUUAUGAUGACGUGAAAGCUCUUCCAAUUUCAAGCGACCAACCCGGCGAGCUGUGCCAAAUUAUGUACGACGACGAGUAUCGCGAAGUGAUGGGCAUCGCCAGAGCACUCUUGAAGAAGCACGAGCUUACAGAGAGAGCGCUCCACGCAGUGUCUGAGGCGAUACAGCUGGUGCCAGCUUUCUACACCAUGUGGAAUUACCGUUUCCAGAUCGUGAAACAACUGCAUGGAAACGACGCAGCUAAGCUCAACGCAGAGCUCGAUUGGCUCGACGAGUUCACCUUGAACAAUCCGAAAAAUUAUCAAAUUUGGUCUUACCGUCAAGCACUGUUGCAAAUGCACCCGAACCCGCAGUUUCCACGGGAGCUACCCGUUCUACAGUCUAUGAUCGAUGACGACACCAAGAACUACCACGUCUGGUCUUACCGCCGGUGGUGCGUGAAUUACUUUCAAAACUUUGAGCACGAACUCGAAUUCGCUUCUGACCUAAUAGCCCGCGACGUCUACAACAACAGUGCCUGGUGUCAUCGUAUGUUUGUUCUAAAAUCGCAAUUCAACUCUCAGCCACCUGCGGAACUUCUGACAACAGAAUUGCAUUACACAAAAACAGCCAUAGAGCUUGCACCCCAAAAUAUCAGCCCCUGGAAUUACAUUCGCGGCAUUCAUCUAGAAUUUUUGAACGAUAAAUUCGAUGCCGAUAUUAUAACUUUCGCAAGCAGGUUCACAUCAGACAUUUUUGAGUCCCCCGCGUCUCCGCCACAAAUUUUAUCUUCAUAUGCAUUGGAAAUGCUUGCCUACGUGUACGCCCAGGACCCAAGCACCCAUGAAAAGGCCAAAUGCGCAUACCAAGCAUUAUCUGACAAUUAUGAUCCUAUACGCAAGAAUUUCUGGGACUUCAGAAUUCGCUCCCUCACAGCUUAG
Messenger RNA from Lachancea meyersii CBS 8951, 954 nucleotides. Lineage: Eukaryota; Fungi; Ascomycota; Saccharomycetes; Saccharomycetales; Saccharomycetaceae. The record is from the annotation of a GenBank genome assembly.